ACUUAUGGUUAUGCGCAGGGGGCGGGGCCAUGCCCGGGGAUUGGCUGCGGGGAGGUGCAGGGGGCGGGGCCGCGCCGCUCCCGUGCCGCCCGGUGCGCGCUCCCCGGGGCCGGGGCAGUUCCGCACGCCGGUGGCCGCAGCGCGGCGCUCCGCUGCCGGCUGCGUGUCCCUGCCUGCCCAUGUGCUUCAGCAUCUUCUGCCGGCCCCGCCCCUCACCUUUCACCGCCCGGGGAUUCCGCGCGGCGCUCACCGGGAAGCCCCAGCGGUGAAAAGGGCGAGCGCUGACCGGCAUUGCUGAGAGAGCUCUGCGGGCGCUGCCCGGCAGAGCUGAGGGGUCGCACCUCUGGGAGGGUCCGGAAAGUCCCGCCGCCCCCAGGUUUCCCCGCCGCCCCCGGGAUGACGCAGCCAGGCCCCCCGGGGGCGGCGGCUAAGGGCCGGUGCCGGGUGUCCCCCGCUCAGUCCCGCCGGCCGCGCCGCCCCGCUCCGAGCCAUGGCUCCGGGCCGGGCGCUGCUGCCCGCGGCGCUGCUGGCGCUGGCGCUGAGCCCGGGCCCCGCGGCCGCGCUGCCGUGCAUCGCUGACUGCCCGGCGGGUAAGGCCCGGGCCGGGCCGGGCCGGGGCGCGGCGCUCCGGGCACGGCCCGCGGUGACCGCCGUGUCUCUGCCCGCAGGUACGUUCGCAGCGAGCGCGGGCUGCGGGCGGGGAGCGGGCGCGUCCUGCCUGCCCUGCCCGGCCGGCACCUUCUCCAGCGCGGCGGGACGCGGCGGCUGCAGGAUGUGUCGGCGGUGCGAAGGACUGUUUCAGUAUUUAAAGGCGUGCUCCCCAACGAGAGAUGCCGAAUGCACAUGCAAGGAGGGCUAUCGCUGCGGCGGGGACGGCUGCGCCUACUGUGCCCGCAGCUGUGGCGUGGGCCAGGAGAGCACCAGGAGCGGUUGCCAGACCUGCCGCUAUGGAACCUUUAAUGAUCGGCCCAAUGGCUCCUGUAAAAACUGGACAAUGUGCUCUGGAAACCAAGUCCUGGAACCUGGAACUCCAGCAAAAGAUGUCAUUUGCAAACACCCUUCAGUUAAUCCCACUUUAGUCACUACUCUACCUACCACAUCUCAUGAAAUUCCGUUUUCUAUCACUGUGCCAGGGAAGGAGGAUGUUCAGACAGACAUGAUCAGGAUUUCUCUGGCUGUGGCUGGGCUGUCAUGCCUAAUGUUUCUGCUGCCUUUGUGCAUCUGCUUCAGUGUCUGGCACAAGAAGAAACUACCUGCUGUCUUCAAGAAAAUGCACACACUUGAACAGUCCGUUCAGGAAGAUGAUGCCUGCAGCUGCCACUUCCCUGAGGAAGAACAAGGUGAAUAUCAGGACCCUGGCAAAUCCACAGAAUCCAGAGAUCUUCUGGUGAACUAGAAAUUGAACUGUCCAAGUCAGCCACAUUGGAAUUUUCUUUUGGAACACAGAACAAGAACGUGUUUAUGUAAAUAGAGCAGGUGUCAGCAUCUGAAUGUUAGAGCAGUAAAUAGCCCAGCCACUGAGGAAAAAGUGUUUUUUUAAUAUUUCUUAAAAAAAAAUAAA
Messenger RNA from Prinia subflava (tawny-flanked prinia), 1561 nucleotides. RefSeq names its product TNF receptor superfamily member 9 (gene TNFRSF9). Gene Ontology annotation, biological process: regulation of cell population proliferation. NCBI's taxonomy places the organism in Eukaryota, Metazoa, Chordata, Aves, Passeriformes, Cisticolidae. The transcript has 6 exons. Gene Ontology annotation, molecular function: protein binding; signaling receptor activity. The record is from RefSeq and is a predicted model, not a curated record. Bases 491 to 1396 code for a protein of 301 amino acids.